AUGUCCACACCAGAACCUCCCAUGGGAGGCAGCUCCCGCCCUGGGCCCUCCCCAGGCCCGGGGCCCUCUCCUGGGGCAAUGCUGGGCCCCAGUCCUGGGCCAUCACCUGGCUCCUCCUCUGGUCAUUCCCAACCAGGACCAUCUGGAUACAGUCAAGACAACAUUCACUCACUACAUAAACCGGUGGAAGGUAUGCACGACAAGAACACAAAUGAAGACAGUCGUUACAGUCAGAUGAAGGGACUCUCUUUGAGGCAGGGUGGACAUAGUGGCAUGGGUCCACCACCCAGUCCCUUGGAUCAACACUCACAAGGAUAUCAUUCCCCUCUAGGUGGUUCAGACCACUCCAGUCCCAUUCCAUCCAAUGGGCCCCCCUCUGGCCCACUGAUGGCAUCAUCAUCAUCCUCUUCUUCCUCUGGAGGGCCUAGCACAGCCUCCACUCCCCUAGAUAGUGGCAGUGGAGAACAACAUUCUAUGGGCCCCAAUAAUCGCACUGGGCCUCCAGGUAGCUCCGGACCAGGCCCCAGUCCUGGCCCAAGUAUUGGGUCCUUGGGAUCAGGUUUGGAGCCUAGUGGUCCCACCGGUCCUGGGGGUCCAGGUGGGCCUGGGGGUCCUACACCUUUCAACCAGAAUCAGCUUCACCAGCUGCGAGCACAGAUCAUGGCAUAUAAGAUGUUGGCUCGGGGCCAGCCUCUUUCUGAACACCUACAGAUGGCCGUACAGGGCAAACGGCCAAUGCCCAGCCUUCCCCCUGGUGCAGGAGGGGGGCCCACAGGAGGUCCCCCUGGACCUGGACCUAUGGGCCCAGGCUUCACACGGACACAUGGAAUGAUAGGCCCCAACAUGCCUCCCCCGGGUCCUUCAGGAGCUCCAUCUGGGAUGCAAGGACAAAACAUGAAUGGACCUCCAAAGUCCUGGCCUGAAGGCCCCAUGGCAAAUGCAGCAGCGCCCUCCAAUGCACCUCAGAAGUUGAUUCCACCACAACCUACUGGCCGCCCCUCUCCUGCUCCCCCCUCUGUCCCCCCCGCAGCCUCCCCUGUGAUGCCCCCACAGACCCAGUCCCCUGGCCAACCAGCUCAGCCUAUCCCAAUGAUGCCUUACCACGCCAAGCAGAACCGCAUUACACCCAUUCAGAAACCUUGUGGCCUGGACCCAGUUGAGAUCCUGCAGGAGAGAGAGUACAGAUUACAGGCUCGUAUCACACAUCGAAUUACUGAACUAGAGAAUCUGCCUGGAUCUCUAGCUGGUGAUCUUCGUACCAAAGCUACUAUUGAACUCAAAGCCCUUCGUCUGCUUAACUUCCAGAGACAGCUGCGUCAAGAAGUAGUGGUGUGCAUGCGCCGCGACACAGCUCUGGAAACUGCUCUUGAUGCUAAAGCCUAUAAGCGGAGCAAGCGCCAGUCUCUGCGAGAAGCCCGUAUCACUGAGAAGCUGGAGAAACAGCAAAAGAUUGAGCAGGAGCGCAAACGGAGGCAGAAACAUCAGGAGUACCUCAACAGCAUCCUACAACAUGCCAAAGACUUCAAAGAGUAUCAUCGUUCAAUCACAGGCAAAAUACAGAAGCUAACCAAAGCUGUGGCCACUUAUCAUGCUAACACUGAACGUGAGCAGAAGAAAGAGAAUGAGCGCAUUGAGAAGGAGAGAAUGAGGAGACUGAUGGCGGAGGAUGAGGAGGGCUAUCGUAAACUGAUUGACCAGAAGAAAGACAAGCGCCUGGCCUACCUCCUACAGCAGACUGACGAGUAUGUGGCCAACCUCACAGAGCUGGUCCGAGCACACAAGGCUGCUCAGGCCCUCAAGGAAAAGAAGAAGAGGAGGAAGAAAAAGAAGAAGCAAAUGGAAAAUGCUGAGGCUGGUCAAGCUCCUCCUCCUACGGUUGGACCAGAUGGCGAGCCUCUGGAUGAGACAAGUCAGAUGAGCGAUCUUCCAGUCAAAGUCAUACACGUGGACAGUGGAAAUAUUCUGACUGGGGUAGACGCACCGAAAGCUGGACAGCUAGACACAUGGCUGGAGAUGAACCCAGGUUAUGAGGUGGCCCCACGCUCAGACAGCGAAGAUAGUGAGGAAGAAGAAGAAGAGGAGGAAGAAGAGGAAGAGCCACAGCCCUCGACAGCACCAGUGGAAGAGAAAAAGAAGAUCACAGAUCCAGAUAGUGAAGAUGUAUCUGAGGUGGAUGUCCGGCACAUUAUUGAGAAUGCCAAGCAGGAUGUGGACGAUGAAUACAGUGGGGCAGCUUUUGCACGCGGUCUUCAGUCCUACUACUCAGUGGCUCACGCUGUCACUGAGAAGGUGGAAAAACAGUCCUCUCUUUUGGUUAAUGGGCAACUCAAACAAUAUCAGAUUAAAGGCUUGGAGUGGCUGGUGUCUCUCUACAACAACAAUCUGAAUGGGAUCUUGGCCGAUGAGAUGGGUUUGGGUAAAACUAUCCAGACCAUUGCACUCAUCACUUACCUCAUGGAGCACAAGCGGCUCAAUGGACCCUACCUCAUUAUUGUACCCCUCUCAACACUUUCUAACUGGGUGUAUGAGUUUGACAAGUGGGCACCAACUGUCGUCAAAGUGUCUUAUAAGGGGUCACCUGCCGCCAGAAGAGCCUUUGUUCCUCAACUUCGGAGUGGAAAGUUUAACGUUCUGCUCACAACUUAUGAGUACAUCAUCAAAGACAAGCAAGUACUGGCAAAAAUCCGAUGGAAGUACAUGGUUGUGGAUGAGGGACACCGUAUGAAGAACCACCACUGUAAACUGACCCAGGUCCUAAACACCCACUACCUGGCCCCUCGUAGGGUGCUGCUCACGGGCACGCCGCUGCAAAACAAACUACCAGAGCUCUGGGCCUUGCUCAACUUCCUCCUCCCCACCAUCUUCAAGAGCUGCAGCACUUUUGAGCAGUGGUUCAAUGCCCCCUUCGCCAUGACUGGAGAGAAGGUGGACCUAAACGAAGAAGAGACUAUACUGAUUAUCCGUCGUCUCCACAAAGUUCUUCGCCCGUUCUUGUUGCGCAGAUUAAAAAAAGAGGUGGAGGCACAGCUUCCAGAGAAGGUGGAAUAUGUCAUCAAGUGUGACAUGUCAUCUCUCCAGAGGGUACUGUACAGGCACAUGCAGGCUAAGGGUGUCCUGCUGACAGAUGGAUCUGAAAAAGACAAGAAAGGCAAAGGUGGUACGAAGACCUUGAUGAAUACUAUAAUGCAGCUCCGGAAGAUUUGUAACCACCCAUAUAUGUUCCAGCAGAUAGAGGAGUCCUUUUCCGAACAUUUAGGAUUCUCAGGUGGGAUAGUACAGGGACCUGACCUGUAUCGAGCUUCAGGAAAGUUUGAGGUUUUGGAUCGAAUCCUACCAAAACUCAGAGCCACAAACCACAAGGUGCUGCUCUUCUGUCAGAUGACCUCUCUGAUGACUAUCAUGGAGGACUACUUUGCUUAUCGCACUUUCAAGUAUCUGCGCCUCGAUGGAACCACAAAGGCUGAAGACAGAGGGAUGUUACUGAAGACUUUUAAUGACCCAGAGUCUGAGUACUUUAUCUUCCUCCUGAGCACCAGAGCUGGAGGCCUGGGCCUCAACCUGCAGUCGGCCGACACUGUCAUUAUAUUUGACUCUGACUGGAACCCACACCAGGAUCUGCAGGCCCAGGACAGGGCCCACAGAAUUGGUCAACAAAACGAGGUGCGUGUGCUGCGCCUCUGCACUGUGAACAGUGUGGAGGAAAAGAUUUUAGCUGCUGCCAAAUACAAACUGAACGUGGACCAAAAGGUGAUCCAAGCUGGCAUGUUCGAUCAGAAGUCCUCCAGCCAUGAGCGCAGGGCUUUCCUGCAGGCCAUUCUGGAGCAUGAGGAGCAAGACGAGGUCUGGGGUCAGGAACAGUGUCUCCGCAUGAAUGAGGAGGAUGAAGUGCCAGAUGAUGAGACAGUCAAUCAGAUGAUUGCUAGGAGCGAGGAGGAAUUUGACCUGUUUAUGCGCAUGGACCUUGACCGGCGCAGAGAAGAAGCCCGUAACCCUCGCCGUAAACCGCGGCUAAUGGAAGAAGAUGAGCUCCCCACCUGGAUCAUGAAAGACGAUGCUGAGGUGGAGCGCCUUACCUACGAGGAAGAGGAGGAGAAGAUGUUUGGAAGGGGGUCAAGACAGAGAAAAGAAGUCGACUACAGUGACUCACUCACAGAAAAACAGUGGCUCAAGGCGAUAGAGGAAGGCACCUUAGACGAGGUGGAGGAGGAGGUAAAACAUAAAAAAACAACCCGCAAAAGGAAGAGGGAUCAUGACCCAGACCUGUCAGGACCCUCCUCCUCUGGGAGCCGAGGGCGAGGGGACAAGGAUGAUGAAUGUAAAAGGCAGAGGAAGAGGGGGAGACCACCUGUUGAGAAGCUCUCUCCCAAUCCACCAGCUCUCACCAAGAAGAUGAAGAAGAUUGUGGAUGCUGUCAUCAAGUACAAAGAUAGUGCCAGUGGGCGUCAGCUGAGUGAAGUGUUCAUCCAGCUUCCUUCUCGGAAAGAGUUGCCAGAGUACUAUGAACUUAUCCGUAAACCUGUGGACUUCAGAAAGAUCAAGGAGAGGAUCAAGAGCCAUCGCUACCGCACUCUGGGCGACCUGGAAAGAGAUGUCAUGCUGCUGUUUCAAAAUGCUCAAACCUUCAAUCUGGAAGGCUCACUUAUAUAUGAAGACUCGAUUGUACUUCAGUCAGUGUUCACAAGCUUGAGACAAAAGAUUGAAAAGGAGGAGGACAGCGAGGGAGAGGAUAGUGAGGAGGAUGAAGAAGAGCAGGAAGAAGGAUCAGAAUCUGAAUCUCGUUCAGUCAAGGUGAAGAUCCGCCUAGGAAGGAAAGACAAAGUAGGAGAUAAAGGAAAGGGACGCAGUCGGCGACCAGGGAGAACGCGAGCCAAACCUGUGGUCAGUGAUGAUGACUCUGAUGAAGAGCCAGAAGAGGAGCGGACCCCCAGUGCCACUGAUGAUGAGGCCUAAACUCCACUGUGUGAUGUGGGGGCAAAAAGACAGGUUACUGGAUUUUAUAUCAUAAUAUCUUGGAUUGAGAUAGUCAAAGUGGACUGUGUGUCCAGUCCACCUGUUUAAAUUCUGAUAAAACCACUUAAUUGACUGCACAAUGGUUAAAUUAAGAUUACAGUAUUAUAAAAUUUAGAGGAGCUAACAUCAAACAAUGCUGCUAAAGCUGUUACUGAUUGUGUAAAUGGAAAAUCUAGUCAGUGUUUACUCUACAAAUGAUUGCUUUUUCCUGUUUUUCAUGUUUUGGGUAGUAAUAUUGAUAUUUUUGUUAUUAGUAGUUCCUUGCACACUUCUUCAACCAAAAUAUGAAGGGAUGAUCCAGACAGGGUAGUGUUGUGUUCAUAUCCAGCUAGUACCACAGAUUUUAUGUGAGUCUGGCAUCAACAGAUCUGGUGUUUUUGCUCCUGCUCCUUCACGGCAGCGAUAUGUUGCAACAGUAUCGUCUGGUCUGGCCCCUAGGAGCUGCUGUGAUUACUGAAGUGUGUGUACAUCACAUAUUUGUGACCAGUGCUCACUGUUUGACUUGGAAAUGUGGUCUGUGGUUUCCCUGAUUCUAAGAAGCUGUUGAGCAACUUGAUUUGACUGAAUGUGUUUGGGGAGGAUCUUUAUUUAUUAUGUACUGUAAAUAGAGUCUAGUACUGUUUCAAGACUAGUCCACUUUGCUGCUGCCGCUCUAUCAUUAUUCAAUCCCAACUGCUGAUUGUAGAAUUAACAAAUUUCAUUACUGAGUGCUGUAACUUUAAUUGCUUCUCCGUUGUGUGGUGAUUUUGUGUUUCAGAUCUGUUCAAUGUACAUGAGCACUUUUUAUUGUUUAUUGAUUUCCAAGAAAACGACCAGAGAGACAGUGGCUCCUCUCUGUUGUGAUAGCCCCAUGGCUGUAUGGUGUUGCAUAUUUUGUUGUAAUUUUUAGAAAAUGCCAUUGCACGUGUGUGCAGCUCUACUUUGGCUCAGUACUUUAGUCAUUAUGGUAGACAUUUAGAGAAAAGAGCAUACAACCAAAGCAUACACUUUUUCUCCACAUAUUUAUAUCUGUCUGUUAUGUGGUAGUGUGUUAAUGUUGCUGCAGCUCAAGUCUAUUAAAGCAUAACAAUUUAGUAAACCAUUUACUCUGUUUGAUGUACAUUUACCCGAUUUAUUUUGUAUUGAAUCUGUAAUACCUUUCUUCACCACUAAGAGGAGUCAUGACACUGCUGGAACAUAAUGGCCUACUAUUUAUCUAUGUCUCAAAAUUAUAUAGUAAGCUAUAGUCAUUGAUUUAUAUAUUGUUGUGUCGCAUAU
This is a messenger RNA of Boleophthalmus pectinirostris (great blue-spotted mudskipper), 6267 nucleotides long. Its product is annotated as transcription activator BRG1. Gene Ontology annotation, biological process: chromatin remodeling; positive regulation of transcription by RNA polymerase II. Gene Ontology annotation, cellular component: nucleus; RSC-type complex. NCBI's taxonomy places the organism in Eukaryota, Metazoa, Chordata, Actinopteri, Gobiiformes, Gobiidae. Gene Ontology annotation, molecular function: ATP binding; transcription factor binding; ATP-dependent chromatin remodeler activity. The record is from RefSeq and is a predicted model, not a curated record. The transcript is spliced from 33 exons. Bases 1 to 4950 code for a protein of 1649 amino acids.